Molecule: messenger RNA, 3780 nt
Organism: Hepatospora eriocheir
Lineage: Eukaryota; Fungi; Microsporidia; Hepatosporidae
Source: the annotation of a GenBank genome assembly
AUGGCUCCUAAAUUAAAGAGUGAUACAAGAAAGUUUGACAAUACAGUUUGUGAUACAGUGAUUAGUAGAAUAGAGUUUAGAAUAUUAACAGAAGAAGAGAUAUCGAAGUUAUCAGUGGUAGAUAUUACAUCCAAGACACUUCAUGAUAUUAAAACUAGACAACCCUCACCUAAUGGUCCUUUAGAUUUAAAACUUGGUACAUCAACAUCAGCCAAUAUAUGUUCUACUUGUCAUGGAGAUAUACAAAAUUGUCCUGGUCAUUGGGGACGUAUUAAGUUGGUUGUACCAGUAUUUCACAUUGGAUUUUUAAGCCACACGGUGAAUUUAUUAAACAUGAUAUGUAAAUCUUGUUCUAAGUGCCUGUUACCACUAGAAAAAAGACUGAUUUAUCAUGAUGUCACUAAGUUUAAAACCAAGAUUAAAGAUAAUUGCAAGCUAAUAAAGAUUUGUUCUUUUUGUAACAGUCAAAAUGGAAUAGUCAAAAAGAUCAAUUUUAGAAUUUAUCAUGAAAUCAAACCUAUUACAAGUAAAAAUGAGACUACCACCACAUCAGUAUUUGAAGAAUUAUCACCAUACAUUGUUUAUAGUUUAUUUGAGAAUAUUCCAAUUGAGGAUAUGAAAUACUUAUUUCUUAAACAAAGUCCUGUUAAUUUACUAAUAAAACAAUUAGCUGUUCCCCCUAGCUGUAUUAGACCAUCAGUAGAUCUUGCUGAAAAGGGAUUUAAUGAGGAUGAUAUUACUGUCAAAUUAAGUGAAAUUGUGAAUGUAAAUACAAUUAUUGAACAAGGAAUACGUGGUGGAAUGGCAUUAAACACAAUGAAUGAUGAUUGGGAUUUCUUACAACUACAAAUAUCUUUAUUAUUUAAUUCUGAUUUACCAACAGUUUCUAAUAUUGGAACUAAUGCUACUCCUAUCAAAGGAUACAUUCAAAGAUUGAAGGGUAAAUUCGGAAGAUUUAGAAUGCAUUUAUCAGGUAAGAGAGUUGACUUUUCAGGAAGAACUGUAAUAUCACCUGAUCCUAAUUUAAGUAUUGAUCAAAUUGGGGUUCCUAAAGAAAUUGCUAAAGAAAUGACAUUUCCUGAAAAAGUAACUGAUUUUAAUAUUGAUUUUAUGAGAAAAUUAAUUGAAAAUGGUCCUGAUAACUAUCCAGGUGCUAAUUACAUUCUUUAUCCUGAUGGUAAGAAAAUUUUCCUAAAAUAUGCAAGAAAAAAGAAAGUGUCAGUUGGUGAUAUAGUUGAGAGACAUCUUUUGGACAAUGACAUUUUAUUGUUUAAUAGGCAGCCUUCACUGCAUAGAAUUAGUAUAAUGGCACAUAGAGUUAAGAUUCAUAACAACCAAACAUUUAGAUUUAAUGUAUGUGAUUGUACUCCCUAUAACGCUGAUUUUGAUGGUGAUGAAAUGAAUAUACACUUUCCUCAGAAUUAUGAAGCUAAGGCUGAAGCUGAGAUACUCAUGGGAAUUAGUAAUAAUAUUUGUACUCCAAGAAAUAAUGAGCCUUUAGUUAGUCCAACACAAGACUUUAUAACAGGUUCAUUUAUUUUAACUUCCAAAGAUAGAUUUUUUACAAAGAAAAAAUUUUUUCAGUUGCUUUGCUAUAUUCAAUCAUCAACUGAGCUUAUUGGACGUAUUGAUAUUAAACCAGCUAUUAUUGCACCAGUAGAAUUAUACACAGGAAAACAAUUGAUAGAAGUAAUUGUACAAGUAUGUUCAAGUAAAUACAACAAAACAAUAACACUUAAAUGCAAGAAUAGAGCACCCACACCCAAAUAUAAUACAGGUGCAUCUGAACCAAGAGAAUUUUACAUGUUAAAAAAUCACUAUAUUUAUGGAGUAUUAGAUAAAUCAGUAAUUGGAUCAGAUAAUAGAAAAGGAUCUCUUAUAUACCAAAUGAUGAAAAUUUCUAAUAAAGCUGUAGUUCAAUUAAUGAACAGUAUUGCUAAACUGAGUGUUAGAUUUUUGAUGGAAAGAGGUUUUUCUAUUGGACUUGAUGAUGUUUAUCUAACUGAGAAUGUAACUGAGGGAAAGAAUGAAAUAGUGUCUGAGAAUGUUAAUGAAGUGUUUAAAAUACUUGAUUCUAAUAAAGAGUAUAGUGAUACAGAUGAGCUCAAAAUAAGUUCAUAUCUUAAUAAGAUUAGAGAAUUAUGUGGUACCACUUGUAUUGCUAAUUUAUCAACUAAAAAUGCACCAAUUGUUAUGCAGGAAUGUGGAUCAAAGGGAUCAAAAAUUAAUGUAAGUCAAAUGAUUGCCUGUGUAGGACAACAAAUUAUUUCAGGUAAAAGAAUAUCUGAUGGGAUGAUUGAUAGAACAUUACCCCAUUUUAAUAAGUAUGAUAAUUCACCAUCAGCUAGAGGUUUUGUAUUUAAUUCAUUCUUUACCGGACUCACUUCAUAUGAAUAUUUUUUCCAUACAGUUUCUGGUAGAGAAGGUUUAGUAGAUACAGCAGUUAAAACAGCAGAGACUGGAUAUAUGCAACGUAGGUUAAUGAAGGCACUUGAAGAUCUUUCUGUAUAUUAUGAUUCAACUGUAAGAAACAGUCAUAAAAAUAUUAUCCAGUUUGUGUAUGGUGAGGAUGGUCUUAAUCCGCUUUUUUAUGAGUCUGAAAUGUAUGAAAAUAUUUUUAAUUCAGUAAGAGAGUAUAAUUGUGAUGAAAAAUUUGAGAAAAAUUUUUUUAAAUUUUAUUUAGAAAGUUUGAUUGAAGAACUAGGAAAUGAAAAGUUAAAGACAGAUGUUAAAGAGUAUCUAGAAACUAAGUAUACUAAUGAUCACGUGUGUAAACAAGUAUUAGUUAAUUAUUUCAAUGAAUUAAAAAAAUAUCUUAAGAAUAUUUCAAUUGAGCCAGGCACAGCAGUUGGUGCUAUUUCCGCACAAUCCAUAGGAGAACCAGGUACUCAAAUGACUCUUAAAACAUUCCAUUUUGCUGGUGUAGCAUCAAUGAACAUUACAUUAGGAGUACCUAGAUUGAAAGAAAUAAUUAAUGCAAAUACUAAAAUAGCCACUCCUAUAAUCAAUAUAGUUGGAAUUCAGUCAGAGAGUGAGGCAGUUGAUAUUAGAAAACGUAUUGAGAAAGUUUUUAUAAAAGAUGUUUGUAAGUCAAUUGAAGCUCAGAUUCAACCAAGUGGUUGUAUUAAGUUAAUUUUUCAAGUUGUUGGAGACAUCAAUUCAAUUAUAAGUGUUGUUUGUAGAAAGUUUAAUGUUAAACAAGAUUCUUUUGAUAGCUUUUGUCACUUUAUUGACAAUCCUAAUGAAAAUUCAAUUUUUACAGUAGAAAAGAUUAAAAGACAGAUUUUAGAUAUUCAAAUAUCUGGUUAUAAGAAUAUUAAUAAUGUUUUUAUUAAAAAAGAGUCUGAUUCAUAUUCUCUCAUUGUAGAAGGUAUUGAUUUUUUUGAAGUUCUGGGGACAAGAGGAGUAAAUCCAUAUACGACUGUUACAAAUUCUAUUUUAAGUAUUGCUGAUGUUUUAGGAAUAGAAGCAGCAAGAAAUGCAAUAAUUAAUGAAAUUGAGUAUACAAUGGGAAGUCAUGGUAUUAAAAUAGAUCAAAGACAUUUAAUGUUACUGGCUGAUACAAUGACUAAUAACGGAAGUGUACUUGGUAUUACUAGAUAUGGAAUUGGUAAGAUGAAAGAAUCUACUUUAAUGUUGGCUUCAUUUGAAAAAACAGCAGAUAUAAUUUUUAAUGCAGCUUAUGAAUGUAAAAAAGACCCAAUCAGUGGAACAAGUGAAAGUAUAAUUUUAGGUAAAAAGGUUGGUUUAGGAACUGGAUGUAUGGAAAUACUAGAAUAA